AUUCGAUUCAGUCUUCUUCCAAACAAGGUGCAUACACACUACUAAAAGAUGUCCGCUCUCCUGGAAAGCAUCACUAGCAUGAUUGAAAUAUUCCAACAAUACUCAACCAGUGAUAAGGAGGAAGAAACACUGAGCAAAGAAGAGCUGAAGGAACUUCUGGAAGGACAACUACAGGCAGUCUUGAAGAAUCCAGAUGACCAAGACAUCGCUGAAGUCUUCAUGCAAAUGCUAGAUGUGGACCACGAUGACAAACUAGAUUUCGCUGAGUAUUUACUACUGGUGCUAAAGCUGGCAAAAGCAUAUUAUGAGGCAUCCAAGAAUGAAAGUUUCCAAACACAUGGAUCAAAUGGGAGAAGUAAAACUGAUUAUAAAGGACUAGAAGAGGAGGGAGAGGAAGGAAACAAACAGAAUCUUAGACGGAGGCAUGGUGGAACUGAUGGAAAGAGAAAAAGUGACAGAACGAGAAGCCCAAAUGGAAAAAGAGGUAAAAGGCAAGAAUCAAGAUGUAGAAGUGAGGGAAAAGAUAAACAUAGGAGAGAACCAGAAAAACACAGACACCAACAAGAUUCAAAAAGAAAGCAAAGGCAUGGAUCUGGUUCCACCGAAAGAAAGGACAACAGAAAUAAGAAAAACAGACAGUCAAAAGAAAGAAACUAUGAUGAAAUCUAUGACAAUGGAAAAUACAAUGAAGACUGGGAGGCAAGCUACAACAACUGUUACUACAAAACACAGAAUACUACAUUAGAUCAAAGAGAGGGAAACAGAAGACCCAGAGCAGACUCCCAGAAGGAACCCCAGUCAUCCCAUGGUCAGGCAGACAACAGUGACUCUGAAGGAGGCAGGCAGCAAUCCCACUCCAAACCAUCUCCAGUCAGGGCUGACCAGAGGAGAUCCAGGGCAGGCCAAGCCGGCUCUUCCAAGGUCAGCGCAAGAUCGGGAUCAGGAGGAAGAGGACAGUCCCCCGACGGCUCUGGCCGCAGCUCAAACAGGAGGGACAGACCCCGGCAGCCCAGCCCCAGCCAGUCCAGUGACAGCCAAGUCCAUUCUGGAGUCCAGGUCGAAGGCCGGCGCGGGCAGUCCUCAUCUGCCAACAGGAGGGCCGGAUCCAGCUCCGGCUCAGGGGUCCAGGGGGCCUCUGCAGGUGGACUGGCAGCUGACGCCUCCAGGCGCUCUGGGGCGCGUCAAGGCCAGGCAUCUGCCCAGGGUCGCGCAGGGUCACAAGGCCAAGCACAGGGCCGCGUCGGCUCGUCAGCUGACAGGCAAGGGCGUCGAGGGGUCAGCGAGAGUCAGGCCAGCGACAGCGAGGGCCACUCCGACUUCUCAGAAGGCCAGGCAGUAGGAGCUCACAGGCAGUCUGGAGCCGGCCAGAGGCACGAGCAGCGGUCCUCCCGAGGCCAGCACGGCUCCAGAUACUACUAUGAGCAAGAACACAGCGAGGAGGAGUCCGAUUCCCAGCACCAGCACGGCCACCAGCACGAACAGCAACGCGGGCACCAGCACCAGCAUGAGCACGAACAGCCCGAGUCCGGCCACAGGCAGCAGCAGUCCAGUGGGAGAGGACACCAGGGAGCCCACCAGGAACAGGGAAGGGACAGCGCCAGGUCCCGGGGCUCUAACCAAGGGCACAGCUCCUCUCGCCACCAGGCCGACUCUCCCAGGGUCAGCGCAAGAUCAGGCUCAGGAGGAAGAGGACAGUCCCCCGACGCCUCUGGCCGCAGCUCAAACAGGAGGGACAGACCCCGGCAGCCCAGCCCCAGCCAGUCCAGUGACAGCCAAGUCCAUUCUGGAGUCCAGGUCGAAGGCCGGCGCGGGCAGUCCUCAUCUGCCAACAGGAGGGCCGGAUCCAGCUCCGGCUCAGGGGUCCAGGGGGCCUCUGCAGGUGGACUGGCAGCUGACGCCUCCAGGCGCUCUGGGGCGCUUCAAGGCCAGGCAUCUGCCCAGGGUCGCGCAGGGUCACAAGGCCAAGCACAGGGCCGCGUCGGCUCGUCAGCUGACAGGCAAGGGCGUCGAGGGGUCAGCGAGAGUCAGGCCAGCGACAGCGAGGGCCACUCUGACUUCUCAGAAGGCCAGGCAGUAGGAGCUCACAGGCAGUCUGGAGCCGGCCAGAGGCACGAGCAGCGGUCCUCCCGAGGCCAGCACGGCUCCGGAUACUACUAUGAGCAAGAACACAGCGAGGAGGAGUCCGAUUCCCAGCACCAGCACGGCCACCAGCACGAACAGCAACGCGGGCACCAGCACCAGCACCAGCACCAGCAUGAGCACGAACAGCCAGAGUCUGGCCACAGGCAGCAGCAGUCCAGUGGGAGAGGACACCAGGGAGCCCACCAGGAACAGGGAAGGGACAGCGCCAGAUCCCGGGGCUCUAACCAAGGACACAGCUCCUCUCGCCACCAGGCCGACUCUCCCAGGGUCAGCGCAAGAUCAGGCUCAGGAGGAAGAGGACAGUCCCCCGACGCCUCUGGCCGCAGCUCAAACAGGAGGGACAGACCCCGGCAGCCCAGCCCCAGCCAGUCCAGUGACAGCCAAGUCCAUUCUGGAGUCCAGGUCGAAGGCCGGCGCGGGCAGUCCUCAUCUGCCAACAGGAGGGCCGGAUCCAGCUCCGGCUCAGGGGUCCAGGGGACCUCUGCAGGUGGACUGGCAGCUGACGCCUCCAGGCGCUCUGGGGCGCGUCAAGGCCAGGCAUCUGCCCAGGGUCGCGCAGGGUCACAAGGCCAAGCACAGGGCCGCGUCGGCUCGUCAGCUGACAGGCAAGGGCGUCGAGGGGUCAGCGAGAGUCAGGCCAGCGACAGCGAGGGCCACUCUGACUUCUCAGAAGGCCAGGCAGUAGGAGCUCACAGGCAGUCUGGAGCCGGCCAGAGGCACGAGCAGCGGUCCUCCCGAGGCCAGCACGGCUCCGGAUACUACUAUGAGCAAGAACACAGCGAGGAGGAGUCCGAUUCCCAGCAUCAGCACGGCCACCAGCACGAACAGCAACGCGGGCACCAGCACCAGCACCAGCACCAGCAUGAGCACGAACAGCCCGAGUCCGGCCACAGGCAGCAGCAGUCCAGUGGGAGAGGAAACCAGGGAGCCCACCAGAAACAGGGAAGGGACAGCGCCAGGUCCCGGGGUUCUAACCAAGGGCACAGCUCCUCUCGCCACCAGGCCGACUCUCCCAGGGUCAGCGCAAGAUCAGGCUCAUGAGGAAGAUGACAGUCCCCCGACGCCUCUGGCCGCAACUCAACCAAGAGGGACAGACCCCGGCAGCCCAGCCCCAGCCAGUCCAGUGACAGCCAUGUCCAUUCUGGAAAGGCCGGAUCCAUCUCCGGCUCAGGGGUCCAGGGGGCCUCUGCAGGUGGACUGGCAGCUGACGCCUCCAGGCGCUCUGGGGCGCGUCAAGGCCAGGCAUCUGCCCAGGGUCGCGCAGGGUCACAAGGCCAAGCACAGGGCCGCGUCGGCUCGUCAGCUGACAGGCAAGGGCGUCGAGGGGUCAGCGAGAGUCAGGCCAGCGACAGCGAGGGCCACUCCGACUUCUCAGAAGGCCAGGCAGUAGGAGCUCACAGGCAGUCUGGAGCCGGCCAGAGGCACGAGCAGCGGUCCUCCCGAGGCCAGCACGGCUCCAGAUACUACUAUGAGCAAGAACACAGCGAGGAGGAGUCCGAUUCCCAGCACCAGCACGGCCACCAGCACGAACAGCAACGCGGGCACCAGCACCAGCAUGAGCACGAACAGCCCGAGUCCGGCCACAGGCAGCAGCAGUCCAGUGGGAGAGGACACCAGGGAGCCCACCAGGAACAGGGAAGGGACAGCGCCAGGUCCCGGGGCUCUAACCAAGGGCACAGCUCCUCUCGCCACCAGGCCGACUCUCCCAGGGUCAGCGCAAGAUCAGGCUCAGGAGGAAGAGGACAGUCCCCCGACGCCUCUGGCCGCAGCUCAAACAGGAGGGACAGACCCCGGCAGCCCAGCCCCAGUCAGUCCAGUGACAGCCAAGUCCAUUCUGGAGUCCAGGUCGAAGGCCGGCGAGGGCAGUCCUCAUCUGCCAACAGGAGGGCCGGAUCCAGCUCCGGCUCAGGGGUCCAGGGGGCCUCUGCAGGUGGACUGGCAGCUGACGCCUCCAGGCGCUCUGGGGCGCGACAAGGCCAGGCAUCUGCCCAGGGUCGCGCAGGGUCACAAGGCCAAGCACAGGGCCGCAUCGGCUCGUCAGCUGACAGGCAAGGGCGUCGAGGGGUCAGCGAGAGUCAGGCCAGCGACAGCGAGGGCCACUCCGACUUCUCAGAAGGCCAGGCAGUAGGAGCUCACAGGCAGUCUGAAGCCGGCCAGAGGCACGAGCAGCGGUCCUCCCGAGGCCAGCACGGCUCCGGAUACUACUAUGAGCAAGAACACAGCGAGGAGGAGUCCGAUUCCCAGCACCAGCACGGCCACCAGCACGAACAGCAACGCGGGACCCAGCACCAGCAUGAGCACCAACAGCCCGAGUCCGGCCACAGGCAGCAGCAGUCCAGUGGGAGAGGACACCAGGGAACCCAUCAGGAACAGGGAAGGGACAGCGCCAGGUCCCGGGGCUCUAACCAAGGGCACAGCUCCUCUCGCCACCAGGCCGACUCUCCCAGGGUCAGCGCAAGAUCAGGCUCAGGAGGAAGAGGACAGUCCCCCGACGCCUCUGGCCGCAGCUCAAACAGGAGGGACAGACCCCGGCAGCCCAGCCCCAGCCAGUCCAGUGACAGCCAAGUCCAUUCUGGAGUCCAGGUCGAAGGCCGGCGCAGGCAGUCAUCAUCUGCCAACAGGAGGGCCGGAUCCAGCUCCGGCUCAGGGGUCCAGGGGGCCUCUGCAGGUGGACUGGCAGCUGACGCCUCCAGGCGCUCUGGGGCACGACAAGGCCAGGCAUCUGCCCAGGGUCGCGCAGGGUCACAAGGCCAAGCACAGGGCCGCGUCGGCUCGUCAGCUGACAGGCAAGGGCGUCGAGGGGUCAGCGAGAGUCAGGCCAGCGACAGCGAGGGCCACUCCGACUUCUCAGAAGGCCAGGCAGUAGGAGCUCACAGGCAGUCUGGAGCCGGCCAGAGGCACGAGCAGCGGUCCUCCCGAGGCCAGCACGGCUCCGGAUUCUACCCAGUAUACUACUACUAUGAACAAGAACACAGCGAGGAGGAGUCCGAUUCCCAGCAUCAGCACGGCCACCAGCACGAACAGCAACGCGGGCACCAGCACCAGCACCAGCAUGAGCACGAACAGCCCGAGUCCGGCCACAGGCAGCAGCAGUCCAGUGGGAGAGGACACCAGGGAGCCCACCAGGAACAGGGAAGGGACAGCGCCAGGUCCCGGGGCUCUAACCAAGGGCACAGCUCCUCUCGCCACCAGGCCGACUCUCCCAGGGUCAGCGCAAGAUCAGGCUCAGGAGGAAGAGGACAGUCCCCCGACGCCUCUGGCCGCAGCUCAAACAGGAGGGACAGACCCCGGCAGCCCAGCCCCAGCCAGUCCAGUGACAGCCAAGUCCAUUCUGGAGUCCAGGUCGAAGGCCGGCGCGGGCAGUCCUCAUCUGCCAACAGGAGGGCCGGAUCCAGCUCCGGCUCAGGGGUCCAGGGGGCCUCUGCAGGUGGACUGGCAGCUGACGCCUCCAGGCGCUCUGGGGCGCUUCAAGGCCAGGCAUCUGCCCAGGGUCGCGCAGGGUCACAAGGCCAAGCACAGGGCCGCGUCGGCUCGUCAGCUGACAGGCAAGGGCGUCGAGGGGUCAGCGGGAGUCAGGCCAGCGACAGCGAGGGCCACUCUGACUUCUCAGAAGGCCAGGCAGUAGGAGCUCACAGGCAGUCUGGAGCCGGCCAGAGGCACGAGCAGCGGUCCUCCCGAGGCCAGCACGGCUCCGGAUACUACUAUGAGCAAGAACACAGCGAGGAGGAGUCCGAUUCCCAGCACCAGCACGGCCACCAGCACGAACAGCAACGCGGGCACCAGCACCAGCACCAGCACCAGCAUGAGCACGAACAGCCCGAGUCCGGCCACAGGCAGCAGCAGUUCAGUGGGAGAGGACACCAGGGAGCCCACCAGGAACAGGGAAGGGACAGCGCCAGGUCCCGGGGUUCUAACCAAGGGCACAGCUCCUCUCGCCACCAGGCCGACUCUCCCAGGGUCAGCGCAAGAUCAGGCUCAGGAGGAAGAGGACAGUCCCCCGACGCCUCUGGCCGCAGCUCAAACAGGAGGGACAGACCCCGGCAGCCCAGCCCCAGCCAGUCCAGUGACAGCCAAGUCCAUUCUGGAGUCCAGGUCGAAGGCCGGCGCGGGCAGUCCUCAUCUGCCAACAGGAGGGCCGGAUCCAGCUCCGGCUCAGGGGUCCAGGGGGCCUCUGCAGGUGGACUGGCAGCUGACGCCUCCAGGCGCUCUGGGGCGCGUCAAGGCCAGGCAUCUGCCCAGGGUCGCGCAGGGUCACAAGGCCAAGCACAGGGCCGCGUCGGCUCGUCAGCUGACAGGCAAGGGCGUCGAGGGGUCAGCGAGAGUCAGGCCAGUGACAGCGAGGGCCACUCCGACUUCUCAGAAGGCCAGGCAGUAGGAGCUCACAGGCAGUCUGGAGCCGGCCAGAGGCACGAGCAGCGGUCCUCCCGAGGCCAGCACGGCUCCGGAUUCUACCCAGUAUACUACUACUAUGAACAAGAACACAGCGAGGAGGAGUCCGAUUCCCAGCAUCAGCACGGCCACCAGCACGAACAGCAACGCGGGCACCAGCACCAGCACCAGCACCAGCAUGAGCACGAACAGCCCGAGUCCGGCCACAGGCAGCAGCAGUCCAGUGGGAGAGGACACCAGGGAGCCCACCAGGAACAGGGAAGGGACAGCGCCAGGUCCCGGGGCUCUAACCAAGGGCACAGCUCCUCUCGCCACCAGGCCGACUCUCCCAGGGUCAGCGCAAGAUCAGGCUCAGGAGGAAGAGGACAGUCCCCCGACGCCUCUGGCCGCAGCUCAAACAGGAGGGACAGACCCCGGCAGCCCAGCCCCAGCCAGUCCAGUGACAGCCAAGUCCAUUCUGGAGUCCAGGUCGAAGGCCGGCGCGGGCAGUCCUCAUCUGCCAACAGGAGGGCCGGAUCCAGCUCCGGCUCAGGGGUCCAGGGGGCCUCUGCAGGUGGACUGGCAGCUGACGCCUCCAGGCGCUCUGGGGCGCGUCAAGGCCAGGCAUCUGCCCAGGGUCGCGCAGGGUCACAAGGCCAAGCACAGGGCCGCGUCGGCUCGUCAGCUGACAGGCAAGGGCGUCGAGGGGUCAGCGAGAGUCAGGCCAGCGACAGCGAGGGCCACUCUGACUUCUCAGAAGGCCAGGCAGUAGGAGCUCACAGGCAGUCUGGAGCCGGCCAGAGGCACGAGCAGCGGUCCUCCCGAGGCCAGCACGGCUCCGGAUACUACUAUGAGCAAGAACACAGCGAGGAGGAGUCCGAUUCCCAGCAUCAGCACGGCCACCAGCACGAACAGCAACGCGGGCACCAGCACCAGCACCAGCACCAGCAUGAGCACGAACAGCCCGAGUCCGGCCACAGGCAGCAGCAGUCCAGUGGGAGAGGACACCAGGGAGCCCACCAGGAACAGGGAAGGGACAGCGCCAGGUCCCGGGGCUCUAACCAAGGGCACAGCUCCUCUCGCCACCAGGCCGACUCUCCCAGGGUCAGCGCAAGAUCAGGCUCAGGAGGAAGAGGACAGUCCCCCGACGCCUCUGGCCGCAGCUCAAACAGGAGGGACAGACCCCGGCAGCCCAGCCCCAGCCAGUCCAGUGACAGCCAAGUCCAUUCUGGAGUCCAGGUCGAAGGCCGGCGCGGGCAGUCCUCAUCUGCCAACAGGAGGGCCGGAUCCAGCUCCGGCUCAGGGGUCCAGGGGGCCUCUGCAGGUGGACUGGCAGCUGACGCCUCCAGGCGCUCUGGGGCGCGUCAAGGCCAGGCAUCUGCCCAGGGUCGCGCAGGGUCACAAGGCCAAGCACAGGGCCGCGUCGGCUCGUCAGCUGACAGGCAAGGGCGUCGAGGGGUCAGCGAGAGUCAGGCCAGCGACAGCGAGGGCCACUCUGACUUCUCAGAAGGCCAGGCAGUAGGAGCUCACAGGCAGUCUGGAGCCGGCCAGAGGCACGAGCAGCGGUCCUCCCGAAGCCAGCACGGCUCCGGAUACUACUAUGAGCAAGAACACAGCGAGGAGGAGUCCGAUUCCCAGCACCAGCACAGCCACCAGCACGAACAGCAACGCGGGCACCAGCACCAGCACCAGCACCAGCAUGAGCACGAACAGCCCGAGUCCGGCCACAGGCAGCAGCAGUCCAGUGGGAGAGGAAACCAGGGAGCCCACCAGGAACAGGGAAGGGACAGCGCCAGGUCCCGGGGUUCUAACCAAGGGCACAGCUCCUCUCGCCACCAGGCCGACUCUCCCAGGGUCAGCGCAAGAUCAGGCUCAGGAGGAAGAGGACAGUCCCCCGACGCCUCUGGCCGCAGCUCAAACAGGAGGGACAGACCCCGGCAGCCCAGCCCCAGCCAGUCCAGUGACAGCCAUGUCCAUUCUGGAGUCCAGGUCGAAGGCCGGCGCGGGCAGUCCUCAUCUGCCAACAGGAGGGCCGGAUCCAGCUCCGGCUCAGGGGUCCAGGGGGCCUCUGCAGGUGGACUGGCAGCUGACGCCUCCAGGCGCUCUGGGGCGCGUCAAGGCCAGGCAUCUGCCCAGGGUCGCGCAGGGUCACAAGGCCAAGCACAGGGCCGCGUCGGCUCGUCAGCUGACAGGCAAGGGCGUCGAGGGGUCAGCGAGAGUCAGGCCAGCGACAGCGAGGGCCACUCCGACUUCUCAGAAGGCCAGGCAGUAGGAGCUCACAGGCAGUCUGGAGCCGGCCAGAGGCACGAGCAGCGGUCCUCCCGAGGCCAGCACGGCUCCGGAUUCUACCCAGUAUACUACUACUAUGAACAAGAACACAGCGAGGAGGAGUCCGAUUCCCAGCAUCAGCACGGCCACCAGCACGAACAGCAACGCGGGCACCAGCACCAGCACCAGCACCAGCAUGAGCACGAACAGCCCGAGUCCGGCCACAGGCAGCAGCAGUCCAGUGGGAGAGGACACCAGGGAGCCCACCAGGAACAGGGAAGGGACAGCGCCAGGUCCCGGGGCUCUAACCAAGGGCACAGCUCCUCUCGCCACCAGGCCGACUCUCCCAGGGUCAGCGCAAGAUCAGGCUCAGGAGGAAGAGGACAGUCCCCCGACGCCUCUGGCCGCAGCUCAAACAGGAGGGACAGAUCCCGGCAGCCCAGCCCCAGCCAGUCCAGUGACAGCCAAGUCCAUUCUGGAGUCCAGGUCGAAGGCCGGCGCGGGCAGUCCUCAUCUGCCAACAGGAGGGCCGGAUCCAGCUCCGGCUCAGGGGUCCAGGGGGCCUCUGCAGGUGGACUGGCAGCUGACGCCUCCAGGCGCUCUGGGGCGCGUCAAGGCCAGGCAUCUGCCCAGGGUCGCGCAGGGUCACAAGGCCAAGCACAGGGCCGCGUCGGCUCGUCAGCUGACAGGCAAGGGCGUCGAGGGGUCAGCGAGAGUCAGGCCAGUGACAGCGAGGGCCACUCCGACUUCUCAGAAGGCCAGGCAGUAGGAGCUCACAGGCAGUCUGGAGCCGGCCAGAGGCACGAGCAGCGGUCCUCCCGAGGCCAGCACGGCUCCGGAUUCUACCCAGUAUACUACUACUAUGAACAAGAACACAGCGAGGAGGAGUCCGAUUCCCAGCAUCAGCACGGCCACCAGCACGAACAGCAACGCGGGCACCAGCACCAGCACCAGCAUGAGCACGAACAGCCCGAGUCCGGCCACAGGCAGCAGCAGUCCAGUGGGAGAGGACACCAGGGAGCCCACCAGGAACAGGGAAGGGACAGCGCCAGGUCCCGGGGCUCUAACCAAGGGCACAGCUCCUCUCGCCACCAGGCCGACUCUCCCAGGGUCAGCGCAAGAUCAGGCUCAGGAGGAAGAGGACAGUCCCCCGACGCCUCUGGCCGCAGCUCAAACAGGAGGGACAGACCCCGGCAGCCCAGCCCCAGCCAGUCCAGUGACAGCCAAGUCCAUUCUGGAGUCCAGGUCGAAGGCCGGCGCGGGCAGUCCUCAUCUGCCAACAGGAGGGCCGGAUCCAGCUCCGGCUCAGGGGUCCAGGGGGCCUCUGCAGGUGGACUGGCAGCUGACGCCUCCAGGCGCUCUGGGGCGCUUCAAGGCCAGGCAUCUGCCCAGGGUCGCGCAGGGUCACAAGGCCAAGCACAGGGCCGCGUCGGCUCGUCAGCUGACAGGCAAGGGCGUCGAGGGGUCAGCGAGAGUCAGGCCAGCGACAGCGAGGGCCACUCUGACUUCUCAGAAGGCCAGGCAGUAGGAGCUCACAGGCAGUCUGGAGCCGGCCAGAGGCACGAGCAGCGGUCCUCCCGAGGCCAGCACGGCUCCGGAUACUACUAUGAGCAAGAACACAGCGAGGAGGAGUCCGAUUCCCAGCACCAGCACGGCCACCAGCACGAACAGCAACGCGGGCACCAGCACCAGCACCAGCACCAGCAUGAGCACGAACAGCCCGAGUCCGGCCACAGGCAGCAGCAGUCCAGUGGGAGAGGACACCAGGGAGCCCACCAGGAACAGGGAAGGGACAGCGCCAGGUCCCGGGGUUCUAACCAAGGGCACAGCUCCUCUCGCCACCAGGCCGACUCUCCCAGGGUCAGCGCAAGAUCAGGCUCAGGAGGAAGAGGACAGUCCCCCGACGCCUCUGGCCGCAGCUCAAACAGGAGGGACAGACCCCGGCAGCCCAGCCCCAGCCAGUCCAGUGACAGCCAAGUCCAUUCUGGAGUCCAGGUCGAAGGCCGGCGCGGGCAGUCCUCAUCUGCCAACAGGAGGGCCGGAUCCAGCUCCGGCUCAGGGGUCCAGGGGGCCUCUGCAGGUGGACUGGCAGCUGACGCCUCCAGGCGCUCUGGGGCGCGUCAAGGCCAGGCAUCUGCCCAGGGUCGCGCAGGGUCACAAGGCCAAGCACAGGGCCGCGUCGGCUCGUCAGCUGACAGGCAAGGGCGUCGAGGGGUCAGCGGGAGUCAGGCCAGCGACAGCGAGGGCCACUCUGACUUCUCAGAAGGCCAGGCAGUAGGAGCUCACAGGCAGUCUGGAGCCGGCCAGAGGCACGAGCAGCGGUCCUCCCGAGGCCAGCACGGCUCCGGAUACUACUAUGAGCAAGAACACAGCGAGGAGGAGUCCGAUUCCCAGCACCAGCACGGCCACCAGCACGAACAGCAACGCGGGCACCAGCACCAGCACCAGCACCAGCAUGAGCACGAACAGCCCGAGUCCGGCCACAGGCAGCAGCAGUUCAGUGGGAGAGGACACCAGGGAGCCCACCAGGAACAGGGAAGGGACAGCGCCAGGUCCCGGGGUUCUAACCAAGGGCACAGCUCCUCUCGCCACCAGGCCGACUCUCCCAGGGUCAGCGCAAGAUCAGGCUCAGGAGGAAGAGGACAGUCCCCCGACGCCUCUGGCCGCAGCUCAAACAGGAGGGACAGACCCCGGCAGCCCAGCCCCAGCCAGUCCAGUGACAGCCAAGUCCAUUCUGGAGUCCAGGUCGAAGGCCGGCGCGGGCAGUCCUCAUCUGCCAACAGGAGGGCCGGAUCCAGCUCCAGCUCAGGGGUCCAGGGGGCCUCUGCAGGUGGACUGGCAGCUGACGCCUCCAGGCGCUCUGGGGCGCGUCAAGGCCAGGCAUCUGCCCAGGGUCGCGCAGGGUCACAAGGCCAAGCACAGGGCCGCGUCGGCUCGUCAGCUGACAGGCAAGGGCGUCGAGGGGUCAGCGAGAGUCAGGCCAGCGACAGCGAGGGCCACUCCGACUUCUCAGAAGGCCAGGCAGUAGGAGCUCACAGGCAGUCUGGAGCCGGCCAGAGGCACGAGCAGCGGUCCUCCCGAGGCCAGCACGGCUCCGGAUUCUACCCAGUAUACUACUACUAUGAACAAGAACACAGCGAGGAGGAGUCCGAUUCCCAGCAUCAGCACGGCCACCAGCACGAACAGCAACGCGGGCACCAGCACCAGCACCAGCACCAGCAUGAGCACGAACAGCCCGAGUCCGGCCACAGGCAGCAGCAGUUCAGUGGGAGAGGACACCAGGGAGCCCACCAGGAACAGGGAAGGGACAGCGCCAGGUCCCGGGGCUCUAACCAAGGGCACAGCUCCUCUCGCCACCAGGCCGACUCUCCCAGGGUCAGCGCAAGAUCAGGCUCAGGAGGAAGAGGACAGUCCCCCGACGCCUCUGGCCGCAGCUCAAACAGGAGGGACAGACCCCGGCAGCCCAGCCCCAGCCAGUCCAGUGACAGCCAAGUCCAUUCUGGAGUCCAGGUCGAAGGCCGGCGCGGGCAGUCCUCAUCUGCCAACAGGAGGGCCGGAUCCAGCUCCGGCUCAGGGGUCCAGGGGGCCUCUGCAGGUGGACUGGCAGCUGACGCCUCCAGGCGCUCUGGGGCGCGUCAAGGCCAGGCAUCUGCCCAGGGUCGCGCAGGGUCACAAGGCCAAGCACAGGGCCGCGUUGGCUCGUCAGCUGACAGGCAAGGGCGUCGAGGGGUCAGCGAGAGUCAGGCCAGCGACAGCGAGGGCCACUCUGACUUCUCAGAAGGCCAGGCAGUAGGAGCUCACAGGCAGUCUGGAGCCGGCCAGAGGCACGAGCAGCGGUCCUCCCGAGGCCAGCACGGCUCCGGAUACUACUAUGAGCAAGAACACAGCGAGGAGGAGUCCGAUUCCCAGCACCAGCAAGGCCACCAGCACGAACAGCAACGCGGGCACCAGCACCAGCACCAGCACCAGCAUGAGCACGAACAGCCCGAGUCCGGCCACAGGCAGCAGCAGUCCAGUGGGAGAGGACACCAGGGAGCCCACCAGGAACAGGGAAGGGACAGCGCCAGGUCCCGGGGCUCUAACCAAGGGCACAGCUCCUCUCGCCACCAGGCCGACUCUCCCAGGGUCAGCGCAAGAUCAGGCUCAGGAGGAAGAGGACAGUCCCCUGACGGCUCCGGCCGCAGCUCAAACAGGAGGGACAGACCCCGGCAGCCCAGCGCCAGCCAGUCCAGUGACAGCCAAGUCCAUUCUGGAGUCCAGGUCGAAGCCCAGCGGGGGCAGUCCUCAUCUGCCAACAGGAGGGCUGGCUCCAGCUCUGGCUCAGGGGUCCAAAGUGCAGCAGCAAGUGGUCAGGGAGGAUAUGAGUCCAUAUUUACAGCAAAGCACCUUGAUUUUAAUCAAUCUCACAGCUAUUAUUAUUAUUAGUGAAAAGCAAUUUGCAAUAGAAAAAUGCUUAAAUGCAUCUCCAGGUAUAUCGUUUCUUUCUUUUAAUUUUUGGUUAUUUGUUCCUUUUUUCCAGGUUAACAUAGGUUUUUCCAUUUGGGUGAUAGUUCCUUCUUAUUCUAAGAAUAUUUUCAGCAUUUAAUCAGAAUUUCCAUAAUAUUAAUUUACUUAGGACCAAGAUUCAAAAUUUCAACAUAUGUAUUUUGAGUAAAAUACUUAUCUUUAAAAUGUUAUAUUCUAUUCCACUGAAAACUAGACAUUAAUUUCACCAAAAUGUUUUAAAAUGCCCAAAAUUUAUAUUGAGUGUUUGCAAUUCUGUUCCUGCAAUAGGACUGACUUCUCCAUGUGUUCCCCUUGGACUUUCUAGGAUCUGCCCUUUCUUCAGCAAUCAGUGCAAUCACAUUGGACAUACCAAAUUCAACACAGUAAACUGUAUAAUAAUUGACAAUAAACAAUUGGCCA
Molecule: messenger RNA, 13683 nt
Organism: Mus musculus (house mouse)
Lineage: Eukaryota; Metazoa; Chordata; Mammalia; Rodentia; Muridae
Gene: Flg
Product: filaggrin
Source: RefSeq, a predicted model, not a curated record